This is a messenger RNA of Exophiala aquamarina CBS 119918, 936 nucleotides long. RefSeq lists its product as uncharacterized. Gene Ontology annotation, biological process: peptidyl-lysine monomethylation; peptidyl-lysine dimethylation. The coding region runs from base 1 to 936 and encodes 311 amino acids. The record is from RefSeq and is a predicted model, not a curated record. Gene Ontology annotation, molecular function: protein-lysine N-methyltransferase activity. The transcript has 2 exons. Gene Ontology annotation, cellular component: cytoplasm. NCBI's taxonomy places the organism in Eukaryota, Fungi, Ascomycota, Eurotiomycetes, Chaetothyriales, Herpotrichiellaceae.
AUGGCUGCAGAGCAGCCAUCACAUCCAAAUCACCUCGAUCCAAGCGAGCUAGGCACAAAGGAGUACCGGGAUUCCGAUGCAGAUAGCGACGGCGGAGAAGACGACCACGGUGGCGAAGAAGAAGAAUCCAUUACCGAGAGGCCAUUAGACCCAUCGGAGUUGGAGUCAUGGUUCGACGACGUCGGUGCGCCCGCAAAGACACUCGCGUUUCUGACAGACAUAUCCUUCCCACUGUCGGCGGAAUACCUGGCAGAACAUGCCCGCAACUCGAACAACGGUGAACAUGGACAUCAGGCCACCCACGCAGGACUACCGACAGUAUUAGAUCUUGGUACUGGAAACGGCAGCGCCUUGUUCUCGCUACGCCUUGAGGGCGGGUACAAGGGCGAUAUGCUUGGUGUGGAUUAUUCAAGUCAGAGCAUUGAGUUGGCGCGGAGGCUGGGAAGGCAGUAUCUGAAUUCGUCAGCUACGGCAUCAUCUUCAGCUGAACUCUCUGUGGAUGACGCUGCCUCGGAGAAGCCGGGAGAUAUCGCGUUUGAAACGCUCGAUCUGAUCCAGGACGACCCGGCCUCCCAGCCGUGGUGGCCCAAGGCAGGUGGGUUUGAUUUGGUUCUCGAUAAAGGAACCUUCGACGCCAUCUCACUCUCAUCCUCGACGAUCCACGAUCCGGCAUCGAACAAUGAACGACGAGCCUGCGAGCUUUAUCCUGCCAAGGCGGCGAGGAUGGUCAAGCCUGGUGGGUUCCUGCUCAUUACGAGCUGCAAUUGGACGGAAGACGAGGUUAUUCGGUGGUUCACGCGCCCUGGUCUGGAACAACAUGACAGUGUUCGUCUCGAGAUCUACGGUCGGAUUAAAUAUCCUGUUUUUGAGUUCGCGGGACAAAAGGGCCAGGGUGUUGCAAGUGUUUGUUUUCGAAGGUUGGAGGAGAUAUACUGA